AUGUGCUUCCUAUUCACAGAUCCUGAACUGUUUAUUGAUGACCUCAAAUUGCAAUCUGCCAACCUCAACAUGGACAAAAAAGGGGACACACUAUCGGAGAAUGAGGCUUCACCGAACUGCCAGAGAUUCGAGCUUCGUGAUUUCAAAGACCUCACUGGUCAUACAUUCGGUACAAUACCUCCGGAUUUCAAGCCAGUACUUACCAUACCAUGGUCAGAGCGCCCUGGCCAAGGCAUCUCGGAACUUGCAGCCGACUUGACUAUCAUUGAGAGGUUUACCACAGUCACACAGUCAGAACAAUCCAUAACGACGAGUAUUCCGCGAAGGCUCACCCCGGGUACUGAGAUAGAGAUAGUCACCAUUAUUGAUGGAACCAAGUUCGUCCCCCCAAGCAGCACAUCAGACGUGACGAGCCUCAGUCAGGAGUCAGAGCACACUUCACUAAAGGAGACGACUACUGAGGUGCUCAGCUUGAGCACCGAGACAACUCUACUCGGUCCAUCCUCUUACAGAUCAAGUGAAGGAAGGUCUUGGACUACAUCAUACACAACCGAUUCAAGCACAGAGCUUCUACCACCGUCUUCAUCCCCGAUUGCGUCUGAAACGUCAGGUCUAUCAGAUACCACAAGAUAUAUAAUAGGGGGGUUCGCAGGUUUUUGUACCCUUUGUGUUGCGAUGUUCAUCUUUUGUUUGGUACGAAGUUGUGUAAAGGGACCAAAACCGCGGCAUAGAGAGCAACAUGAACUGCAAAACGAACCACGAUAUCAACCACGACAAGAGCUGCAAUCUGAGCCACGACAUAAACCGCGAUAUGGACCGCAGUACGGGGCAUCAACUAAUGUUGCUGUCACUGUCUGCAACAACCAUGCCGAGAUACAGCCACAAUAA
This is a messenger RNA of Fusarium proliferatum ET1, 888 nucleotides long. RefSeq lists its product as uncharacterized. The record is from RefSeq and is a predicted model, not a curated record. The coding region runs from base 1 to 888 and encodes 295 amino acids. The transcript has 2 exons. Lineage: Eukaryota; Fungi; Ascomycota; Sordariomycetes; Hypocreales; Nectriaceae.